Molecule: messenger RNA, 546 nt
Organism: Penaeus indicus
Lineage: Eukaryota; Metazoa; Arthropoda; Malacostraca; Decapoda; Penaeidae
Product: histone H2A
Exons: 1
Coding region: 18-389 (123 amino acids)
Biological process (GO): heterochromatin formation
Cellular component (GO): chromatin; nucleosome
Molecular function (GO): structural constituent of chromatin; DNA binding; protein heterodimerization activity
Source: RefSeq, a predicted model, not a curated record
CCUAACAAGCAAGCAUCAUGUCUGGUCGUGGUAAGGGUGGUAAGGUUAAGGGCAAGUCAAAGUCCCGCUCCAGCAGGGCCGGCCUUCAGUUCCCUGUUGGCAGAAUUCACCGCCUUCUGCGUAAGGGCAAUUACGCCGAGCGUGUCGGAGCAGGUGCCCCUGUGUACCUGGCUGCUGUCAUGGAAUACCUGGCCGCUGAGGUCCUGGAAUUGGCAGGUAACGCCGCUCGUGAUAACAAGAAGACCCGUAUCAUCCCCCGUCACUUGCAGCUUGCCAUCCGUAACGAUGAAGAGCUCAACAAGCUGCUGUCUGGCGUCACCAUUGCCCAGGGUGGUGUUCUGCCUAACAUCCAGGCUGUGCUCCUCCCCAAGAAGACCGAGAAGAAGUAAACACUUAUCUUGGUUGUUCCAUCUCAACAUCGGCUCCUUUAGGAGCCACAGUAUCUCCCUAAUGAGAAAAUUGACAAAUCAUCAGCAAAAUAAUAAAAAUAACAAUAAUAAAUGCCAUACCCAUAACCUAAAACAAUAAUAAAGUUAGCAGCCAAUA